This is a messenger RNA of Mobula hypostoma (lesser devil ray), 1848 nucleotides long. RefSeq names its product decapping enzyme, scavenger (gene dcps). The transcript has 6 exons. Gene Ontology annotation, cellular component: P-body; nucleus. The record is from RefSeq and is a predicted model, not a curated record. Gene Ontology annotation, biological process: deadenylation-dependent decapping of nuclear-transcribed mRNA. Gene Ontology annotation, molecular function: RNA 7-methylguanosine cap binding; hydrolase activity. NCBI's taxonomy places the organism in Eukaryota, Metazoa, Chordata, Chondrichthyes, Myliobatiformes, Myliobatidae. Bases 11 to 1039 code for a protein of 342 amino acids.
UUGUUGUAAGAUGGCGGAGUGUGUAAAGCACAGUUUGGAGCCGGAGCAGAAACGGCGCAGGACUGGGUCUGGGUCUGGGACCAGAAUCGGAAUCGGGGCUGGGACCGGGACCGGGGCCGGGGCGGAGGGCGAUGCGCCGGACAGAUUGGAACAGUUCAAAUUCGACAACUUCCACCUGGAGAAAAUCCUGAGGGAGAACGCGCGGGACAAGACAAUGUUCAUUCACGGCAAGGUUGGAGAAGAUGGUGGUGAUGUUCGAGAUGCAGUGAUCAUUCUAGAGAAGACACCUUUCCAGGAGGAUACUUUGCCACAGCUUCUGAAUAGAAAUGCAGAUCUUCAUCUUCAGAUGAAGAAUGACAUCUACAGCACACAUUACCUUCAUCCGCUUCCAGCCCUCAAUGAAAUAAAGACCACAGUUAUAUAUCCAGCUACAGAAAAGCAUAUCAAGAAAUAUUUGCAGCAGCAGAUGCACCUCGUCAAUGAAACAGCAGAUGACUACAGAACCAUUACUGCUCCUUACCUUCAAUCCCAAACCUUCAGUGUUCAGUGGGUGUACAACAUUCUGGAAAAGAAGGCAGAAGUGGAGCGAAUAAUUCAUGAACAUCCAGAUCCAAAAAAUGGUUUCAUUCUUAUUCCAGACUUCAAGUGGAAUCAGAAGCAGGUUGAUGACUUGUAUCUGAUUGCUAUUUCCCACUGCCGUGAUGUGAAGUCGCUGCGGGAUCUAACGGCAGAGCACCUGCCAAUGUUACAGACUAUACUGCAGGAGGGACAGAAUGCCAUCUCCAAACGAUAUAAUAUUCCAAAAAGCCAGCUGAGGAUUUACCUCCAUUAUCAACCCUCCUACUACCACUUCCAUGUUCAUUUCACUGCUGUUGGCUAUGAUGCUCCAGGAACCAUGGUAGAACGCGCACAUCUACUUUCCAACGUCAUAGAGAAUCUGCAGUUCGACCCGGAGUACUACCAGAAACGAACCCUGACAUUUGCCUUGAAGGCUGAUGAUCCCCUGUUGCAGAAAUUUAAAGAGCACGGAAGAAUAUAGAUGAGAGACACUUUUGUUCGUGCACAUUUGGUCUUUUGACAUGAUACAUCUUGAUGGUGCACGGUGAGUUUUAUAAAUAUCAUCAAUGGAGAUACAUUGCAUUUGAGCAAGCGGACUUGUGGACUGAUCUCUGUUUAUUCAUAACAUAAAGAAUUUUUGUUAAACCAGAUCAGAGUAAUUUUUGAAGUUAUGCCAUUAAAAUAUUGCUUGCCAAAAUUUGGGUACAGGUUUCCCCUGCCAUCUGAAGAUAAAGCAUUCCUAUGAAACUGUUCGUAAGCCAAAAUGUUGUAAAGCGAAGGAGCAAUUACCAUUUAUUUAUAUGGGAAAAUUUUGUGAGCGUUCGCAGACCCAAAAAUAACCUACCAAAUCAUGCCAAAUAACACAUAAAACCUAAAAUAACAGUAACAUAUAGUAAAAGCAGGAAUGAUAUGAUAAAUACACAGCCUAUAUAAAGUAGAAAUACUUUUCCACAAUCAUUACUGAACUGUUCUCUGUAGCGAAAAUCUCACGCAAGCGCCGUUGGCAGAAAAUCUCACGCAAGUGCUGUUGGCAAAAACACGGCGCAAGCGCUCUCCAGUAACCUUUAAGCUAUGAAGCUGCCAAAUCAUAUCAAAUAACACGUAAAAAUACACAGCCGAUAUAAAGUAGAAAUAAUGUAUGUACAGUGUAGUAUCACUUACCGGAAUCGGGAUAGCACAGAGCACACUGAUGAUGGCGUGUUAGGCUGAGUCAUCGCAGGUUGGGUGGUGCGGUGGACCCCACUCUCCGGGCCACCAACCGAUACAUUGCCGCGAAGCACGCAGGGGUGC